AUGAUCAAUAAUUUAAUUAUAAGAUAAUCUCAAAAGAUGUUUGUUCCUAAUGAAGAUUAUAAUUCAGAAAGCUUAUAAGUUAAAAGUAUAGUGAGAGGUAGUGAAGGUGAAUAGAAGAUAGUAAUAGAUGGAGUAGAUGAAAUAAAGAAAUAAAAUAAAAAGUAUAUGAAAGUGUCGUAGUCUAAAAAAUAAUAGCUUUGUUAAAUAAUUGAGAUAGAAGGAAAGAAAAUAAAAGAAGUAUUAAAUAUAGAAUGAAUGAGAUAUAGGCUGCCAGAAUUGUGGGUAUAAAGUAUGCAACAGCAAAGACUAUUAUAUUUUACAGAAGAUAAAAGCGAAAAGAGAAGAGAGAAAAUGGUACAAGCAUGUGUGGUUAUACUGAAUUGAUGGAGAAAAGAGUUAAUCGUUUGCAAAUAAUUUCAAUUAUUGGGAAUGAUGUAAAGUAAUGCAAAGAAUAUAUAUUAUGA
Paramecium sonneborni is the source of this 464-nucleotide messenger RNA. The record is from the annotation of a GenBank genome assembly. Lineage: Eukaryota; Ciliophora; Oligohymenophorea; Peniculida; Parameciidae.